Messenger RNA from Aspergillus homomorphus CBS 101889, 1392 nucleotides. Its product is annotated as proteasome regulatory particle lid subunit RPN9. NCBI's taxonomy places the organism in Eukaryota, Fungi, Ascomycota, Eurotiomycetes, Eurotiales, Aspergillaceae. The transcript is spliced from 3 exons. Gene Ontology annotation, molecular function: structural molecule activity. The record is from RefSeq and is a predicted model, not a curated record. The coding region runs from base 167 to 1312 and encodes 381 amino acids. Gene Ontology annotation, cellular component: cytosol; proteasome regulatory particle, lid subcomplex; nucleus. Gene Ontology annotation, biological process: ubiquitin-dependent protein catabolic process.
GAGCUUCAAGGCGGUCGUUCACCUCAGCUCCGCUGCCACCUUCAGAUCAGCUUCCUUCUAUCUUGCCUCAUCUCCGAUUGACGUCUCUCUACCUCUCACGACCCUAAUCUCUUCCUAAUCCCUCUCUCCUGCCCUUGCCUCACAUCUCACCAUCCCCGGUUCCACCAUGGAGAACCAAAGGAUCACUGAUUUCCUCGCCGACCAGCUCCAGCAAGCUCCCGAGCAGAGCCAGGCCUUGUUCCUGACCUUGGAAGACUACUGGGAGCGCAAACUAUGGCACCAACUCACCGAUUCCCUGAUCGAAUUCUUCCAGCUACCAGAGAGCGGUCCGCAGCGACUACCAAUAUUCAAGAACUUCGUCCUCAGCUUCGCCGACAGAAUCAACCAGCUCAAGUUCGUCUCGCUGGGGUUGAUGGCAUCGACGGAAUGUGCAGAUGACAAAGAACGCCUCUCUUUCCUCACAUCGCUGGCCGACAAGGUCAACAAGCCCGAUAGCCAAGAUGCUUACAUCUACGCCCUCGCAGACGUCGCCAACGUCAAGCAACGACUACAAGAUCUGGACGGUGCACAGAAGGACCUGGAGAUCUGUCAGAAGGUGCUAGAUACGUUUGACUCGGUCGAGACUGUUGUUCACGCCUCCUUCUACAAAGUCAACGCAGAUUACUACCACACCAAACAAGAAUUUGCCUCCUUCUACAAGAACGCCCUCCUCUACCUCGCAUGCAUCGACCUGGAGGACCUCAGCGACUCGGAACGGGUAUCGCGGGCGUACAACCUGAGCGUGGCGGCGCUGGUGUCGGACACGAUCUACAACUUCGGCGAGCUGCUGCUGCACCCGAUCCUGGACUCGCUGACGGCGACGCCGCACAGCUGGCUGCGCGACCUGCUGUUCGCGUUCAACCGCGGCGACCUGACGGCGUACGACGUGCUGGCGGGCAACAUCGCCAAGAACCAGCUGCUGGAGCAGCACCGCAUCUUCCUGUACCAGAAGAUCUCGCUCUCCGCGCUCACCGAGAUGGUCUUCCGCCGCCCGCCCCACGACCGCAACCUGACCUUCGCCGCCAUCUCCGCCGAGACCAAGGUCAAGCCUCAGGAGAUCGAGCACCUGAUCAUGAAGGCCCUCUCGCUCGGCCUGCUCAAGGGCGCCAUCGACCAGGUCGCCCAGGUCGCCCAGAUCAACUGGGUCCAGCCCAAGGUCCUGGACAUGAAGCAGAUCGAGGGCAUGCGCAAUCGUCUCAAGGACUGGGAUGCCGGCGUCAACCAGUUGGGUCACUGGAUCGAGGGUGUCGGUAAGGAUGUAUGGGCGGCUUGAGAGAAACACAGAUAGAUUCAUAUACCUUUUUCGAACCUGCCAAUUAACAGGCCACCUAAACAAACCACGUUUUAUGUCCG